CCAUGUCUUAUCUGGCCCAAAACUUACAUCAUCCCUAUCUAGUCUCUGUACCAAGCAUGGAAGUUCCGCUAGCGAUUUAUGCAUUUCCUCCUUUGAAGAAGACUUUCAAAUGGAAGAAUUUCAGUUCAAUUUCCCACAAAAAUGGGUUCCGACGCUAUAUUUUGCCUCGCAAGAGGAAUUGUGGUGAUGCAGAGCUUUUUGCAUGGAAAAUAUAGAAGUUGUGUGGAUUGGGAUGAUGCGUAUGUGGAAGAUGCUUCAUUCGUGCACAAUUUCAAUCGAAAAUUUUUUCCUCAAAUUACUGAAAAUUUUAGUCUUGAGGUGAAACCAGGAGAUGUUCUGUCUUACAACUCUACCCUGUCCAGUUUGCUGCUACGCUAUGCCAGUAAUGGUUUUUACUCUAAAGCAAAGGCUGUUUGGGAUGAAAUAUUGAACAGCUCAUUUGUGCCAGAUGCUAGUGUAGUUUCUAAACUAAUAACUAUAUAUGGGAGUGUAGACAAUUUUGAUAUGGUUAGCCAAAUUAUGCGUCAAAUGCAAUUAAAAGAUCCAGAUAUUUUACCCAAUAUUUGUGCACUGUCUAUUUCUUCCUUUGGAAAGAGAGGACAACUAGAGUGUAUGGACAUUAUGGUCAAGGAGAUGGUGUCUAUGGGAUGUUCUGUAGAUUCGGCCUCUGGGAAUUCUUAUCUAUUGUACUAUAGUCUUUUUGGUUCAGUUGCUGAGAUGGAAGUUGCUUAUGGCCGUCUUAAGAGGUCGAGGAUUCUCAUAGAGGAAGAAGCAAUAAGGGCCAUGUCAUUUGCUUAUAUUAAGGGAAAAAAGUUUUAUGCUUUAGGUCAGUUCGUGCAGGAUAUAGGUCUUGGGAGGAGAAAUGUGGGUAAUCUUCUUUGGAACCUUCUCCUACUAUCUUAUGCUGCAAAUUUCAAAAUGAAAAGCUUGCAGAGGGAAUUUGUGAAGAUGGUGGAAGCAGGAUUCACUCCUGAUCUUACUACUUUUAACAUUAGAGCACUUGCUUUCUCAAGAAUGUCUUUAUUUUGGGAUCUGCAUGUAAGCCUCGAACAUAUGAAGCAUGAAUCAGUUGUCCCUGAUCUUGUUACUUAUGGUUGUGUUGUUGAUGCAUACCUCGACAAAAAAUUAGGAAGGAAUUUGGAGUUUGCCUUAAGCAAUUUGAGCAAGCACAAGUCUGUCUCAGUAUCGACGGAUCCACUUGUUUUUGAGGUUAUGGGAAAGGGAGAUUUUCAUUUGUUUUCAGAAAUGACAUUGGAGUACACGAGAAAAAAGAAAUGGACCUAUAACAUGCUAAUUACCACCUAUCUUAAGAAAAAGUUUCGGAGUAAUCAAAUAUUUUGGAAUUAUUGAUGAUGAUGAAUUAAUUGAUUGUGAAAUGGAUAUAUUGUGGUAGUUGUUUAACAGGUAAACUCACUGGUAAGAACUCAUGCUUCAGUUUUUGACCACUCGUUCUUU
Molecule: messenger RNA, 1455 nt
Organism: Olea europaea var. sylvestris
Lineage: Eukaryota; Viridiplantae; Streptophyta; Magnoliopsida; Lamiales; Oleaceae
Product: pentatricopeptide repeat-containing protein At3g42630
Exons: 2
Coding region: 142-1350 (402 amino acids)
Molecular function (GO): protein binding
Source: RefSeq, a predicted model, not a curated record